UAAAAGUACCCUGCUGGUAGUGCCGCGCAUUCACUGCCGGCGGCGGCCGCGGCGGCGCAGCUCUGCGGAUAGAAGCAAAAUAAUGAAAUCAAAUUUAAACAGUUCUUUCAAGAUGAAACGUGAUUUUGGUUGUGCGCCUCUUCGUGAUGGGUGUGCACCACUGAAAUCAGCCAUGGAGAAAACAAGACUGGAAAAAUCCUGCCACCUGAAUUAUGAGAAAGGCUUUUGUAAAAGCUGUGCUGAAGAGCAUCAGAAAGUACUCCUUAAUGACUCCUACCAUGUAGCCACCAGAAUUCUCGAAGGUGAAAGAAGACCUGUGCAUAAUAAAGAAAAUAAACAAAUAAACCAGAGACUGGAUGAAGGUAUCUAUGAAAUGGAGGCACUGGAAAACAGUAAAUUUAAUGAGGACAGUGGUUACUCCUCUAUGUUAAGUAAUCAAUAUGCAGAUACAGUGGAGCAUGAGGACAGUAUACCCUUGGCUGGGAAUCUCUGUGACACGCCAAAGCAAUGCCUCAUGAAGAAUCAAAACCAAGCUCAGUUUUCAAAGAAGACUUUGUUGCCAGUAAUCCAUUAUGAAGAAAUGAUUUGCUCAACUUUGAAAAAGAAGGGUAAAAAAAAUCUGAAGUCUUGGACUGCAGUAGAUAAAAUUGUUUCCAGAGGAAAGGGUGAACUUUGUAAUCUAAUUGGAAAGAAAAUGGGAUUAGAUAGAAUAGAUAUUCUCUCUGAACUUUUCCAGAAGAACCUGAAGCAUGUACUAGCAAACAUUUUAAAGCAUCUUGGUGAAAUGGAUUUAAUAAAUUUUGCCAGAGUCAGCACAACGUGGCAGAAGAUUAUACAAGAAGAUAAAAGGAUUUUCCAAAAGUAUAGUAAAGCUGUUAAAAACCUUUCUAAUGCCACUGAAGCAUCAGAGAGUGUUGCAACAAGGGACUAUGUUCUCUGCCGAGCUGCUUUAGCUUCCAUUCAGAAAGCAAUCCCACCUGUCAACUUGAACAAAAAAGGCACCAGAUCCAAAGCAUCCAAGAAUCACAGCAGGCUCAUGGAGUUUUCUGAGGCUGCCAAAACCUUGAAAAACACCGAAAGCCUUAAAAUCUGCCAUCGCUGUGGCUCCCCUGCAAAGUACGACUCCUUUCUACAAAGAGCAACGUGCAAUCGUGAAGGUUGUGGAUUUGACUUUUGCACCAAAUGCAUGUGCAGCUACCACAACUCCAGUGACUGUAUGAGCAGCAAACCAGUGAAAUCUAGCUCUCAGCUGGGGCCGCUUCCUGGGACUAAGAAAAGCAAAAAGAAUCUACGGCGAUUGUGAUCCACCCAUCCCAAUAUGUAUUGUUCUAUGUCUCAUAAAAGUUGUGGGGGUUUUUAAGAUGCAAUACUGUUCACAAAGGAAACCAAACAAGGAAGUGCUUUCUGCUGUUCUUUUCUUUCCUAAAGGUUCAUUUUAUUAUUCCUCUGUACUAUUUAGUUGUGCCCAAGUUUCUAGGAACGGUCAUAAAUAUCUAUUAGAAAAGGUUUUUAAAUCUAUAAAUGUAAAAGAAAGUUUGUAGUGAGUUCUAAUAUUCUUGUUACUGUCCUGACAAGUCUUCGGCUGUGUUCCAGUCUUCAAAACACCUCACAAUAAUGUUGCACAAACCAAAACAGUUUUUACAAGUAACCCUGGCAAUUCUUGAAUGCCUGAAGUGAGAAACUUGAACUGUGUUCUAUGUAAAUCUCUGCUGUUGUUCCAAAAUCCUUUCAAUUAAUUUAUAGUAACACUGUCAAGUGAGGUGAGGGAAGUCCCUUUUAAUAUAAAAUGAUGAGUCUAGGUUUUAUUACUUUUUUUUCCACAAGGCUUUGUCUUAGUUUUAUGAUGUGAAAAUUCAUAAUCCGUUUUGGUUUGUCUUAUGUGAGUCUUUAACUGUUGCUCUUCCUUGAUCUUUCCAUUCAGAAACUGCAGACUUUCCUUGAAUUGUGAGGAUAUUCUUUCCAGCUUAAAAAAAUAGUAUUGUGUCAUGGCUAUACUGCUAAAAAAAAUACUUUGCCACUUUUAUGGAAAUCAUAAGGUAUUUUUUUAAUAUAUGUAUAUAUUUGUAAAUACUACUUUUAAAUAUUAUUCCUGUUUGUCUUGUAAAUAUAAAAAUAAAUUACUAUUCACAAGU
Molecule: messenger RNA, 2132 nt
Organism: Pogoniulus pusillus (Red-fronted tinkerbird)
Lineage: Eukaryota; Metazoa; Chordata; Aves; Piciformes; Lybiidae
Gene: FBXO5
Product: F-box protein 5
Exons: 5
Coding region: 83-1303 (406 amino acids)
Biological process (GO): regulation of mitotic nuclear division; negative regulation of meiotic nuclear division
Cellular component (GO): nucleus
Molecular function (GO): protein binding
Source: RefSeq, a predicted model, not a curated record